CUAUUGGUUCCAGGAGUUGGUAACUAGCUGGUCUCUUGUGUUAACAGCGUGUGCUGGAGGAUAAAUCAGCCAGUAUAUAAAGCAACAGCCAGAGUCAGAUCAUUCAACAAGUUUCUUCUAAGAGAACUUGAACUCGAGACAGAAUGAAAGUAAGUGCUGCGUUAGUAUUCGUUGUCUUUGUGUCGUCGGUGGUAGCCAAGCCACAAAUUUCUUUCGGGGAAGAGGAAGAACCAGUUCCUGUAGAUUUACCCAACGCUCCUGUAGAUGCGUUGGGUACUGACAACGAGUUGGUCCACACUCGUCUAGGUCUUCUCGCCGGCUAUCUCAAUCUAGAAGCUAUCCCCGGUUCAGCUCCUAUUGGCGAACAGAAGAAAGAUCCAGCUCUAAAACCAAAUCCUUACAUUCCCGAAGAAGAUGUUUCUGGAAAACAGUCUGGUCAGUGCUUGUGCGUUCCUGUAGGGAAAUGCGCCAAUCCUGCACCGGGAAAUAUUCCUCUUCCACCACCUGGCUCCGGACCACUCCCUCCUCCACCCAUACCUGGACAUUCGCAGCAACUUCCUAACAAUAUCCCACCUGUCAAUACGGACGGUGCCGGCCUCAUUGACGUGCGCAUCGUCAAUAAGCCAGCAGGAGUUCGUUGCCAGAAUUCCUUCCAAUAUUGCUGCGUCGCAAAUAAUCCAUUCCCUGUUGCCCCACCUGCUGCCCCAGUGCAAGGAAGUUGCGGACGAUCAAAUAUUAUCCCUACUCCUGGAUACAAUUUAGACACUACUCAGGCUAAAUUUGGCGAAUUUCCAUGGAUGGUUGUUAUUUUAGGUCCAAACAACAACUAUGUCGGUGGUGGUGUGUUGGUCAGCCCUCGACACGUUGUUACAGCCGCCCACAAAGUCGCUAACUUUGGUGCUGGAACUGGCCUGAAGGUUAGGCUAGGAGAAUGGGACGCUAAAGCUAAUGUCGAGCCUCUGAAAUACGUCGAAUUGGGCGUAACCCGCGUCAAAGUGAAUCCAUUUUUCAACCGUGCCAACCUGCAGAACGACAUCGCUGUUUUGACUUUAGAGCAGCCAGUCAAUUUGGCCUCAACACCUCACAUCAACCCAGUUUGCCCAUCAAAUUUCCAAGCCAACUAUGUUGGCCGAAGAUGUUGGGUGACUGGAUGGGGCAAAGACGCAUUUGGACCACCAGGAAAUUUCCAAUAUAUCUUGAAGAAAGUUGAUGUCCCAGUUUUGGAUGCCAACGAUUGCGAACAGCGUCUCAGAAGAACUCGCCUUGGUCCUCAUUUCCAGCUAAGCCGAUCAAGUUUCGUGUGUGCUGGUGGUGAACAAGGAAAAGACGCUUGCACUGGCGAUGGCGGCUCACCUUUGGUCUGCGAGGUGAACGGAAGAGCUGAGCUCGUUGGACUCGUCGCUUGGGGAAUUGGAUGUGCCGAACAAAGUCUACCCGGUGUCUACGUAAACGUCCGAAGUUUUGCUGAUUGGUUGAAUUCCGAGCUCGUGUAAUCAUCCUGAUGAUAUUGCCGCUGUCCACCUACAUUUCGCUUGCCUUUGCUGUUUCACGUGCCUAUUAUAUUUCUGCGAAUUUUCGAAACGUACACACCUUCCUAUGAAAAUGGGGCAAUAAAUUAUUUCCCCACCAUA
Molecule: messenger RNA, 1631 nt
Organism: Daphnia pulicaria
Lineage: Eukaryota; Metazoa; Arthropoda; Branchiopoda; Diplostraca; Daphniidae
Product: phenoloxidase-activating factor 2-like
Exons: 10
Coding region: 144-1493 (449 amino acids)
Biological process (GO): proteolysis
Molecular function (GO): serine-type endopeptidase activity
Source: RefSeq, a predicted model, not a curated record